CUGGACCGAGUAGUACACUACCAGUUAUACUCCUCAGAUAAAAUAAGCGCAGUAAUAUAAUUUAUGCUGUGCGAUUAGCAACCAUCUCUUUUCAAUGGUAGCAGCUGAUCGUCUAAUUAGUAUAAUUUUGGAGGGCAAAUGUUCAACAGAUUUCCGGGUAGCAUAAAUGUUGCAAUAGGACAAAUAUUGUGAGUGCCAAAUGCCAAUUUCAUCGCGACAAACGCAGGAUAAACUGCACAAAACUACGACAGAAAAACUAAAAAAGAAUUGUUUAUUUAACUGUUACAUAUAACAGUUUUUUUACGGUCCGAGUGAAAUAUAAUAAAACAAAUAGGUAUGCCAUCGACGAAGAAACUAUUACAAGCUCUGAUUAUGGGUGCCCCAGGCUCUGGAAAAGGAACUGUGUCAGAACGUAUAGUCCGAUCGUUCGACAUGUUACACAUAUCCAGUGGUGACAUACUACGAAAAAUGAUAAGAGAGAAGACUGACAUUGGAAUCCAAGUCAACAAAUUUGUGUCUAAUGGGCAACUCGUGCCCGAUGAGCUGAUGUUGAAAACUAUUGGUAGCGAGUUGAACCGUCUAUCGUCUGCUGAUCGUAGCUGGCUGCUGGAUGGCUUCCCUAGGACAAAACCGCAAGCAUUGAGUCUAUUCAAAAUAGCACCUGUUCAAGUAGUUAUUAGCCUCGAUGUACCAUUUGAUAUCAUUAUCAAUAGAGUAAAAGGUAGAUGGAUACAUGCACCAAGUGGACGAGUCUACAAUACAGAUUUUAAUGCUCCUAAGGUACCUGGUCACGAUGAUGUAACUGGUGAACCAUUAAUGCAACGCGACGAUGAUAAACCGGAAUCUGUUAAAAAACGUUUAGAAAUAUAUUCUGAGAUGGCUGGACCUAUUUUAGAAUAUUAUGCUGAGCAAAAUAUUUUAGCAAAAUUUUCAGGAAAAACUACCAAUGAAAUUUGGCCUCAAGUUUACAAAUACUUGGCUACCAAGAUUGAACCGAAGGAAAAACUUGCAUAAGAGUUGUAGAUAUAUUUGUAUUAGCCAAUGUUUAAAUUGUUGUACUAAUUUUAAUGAUACAUUGUUUUUAUAAUCAAAAUCCUAUAUACUAUAUACUUUAUUUAUUAUUAUAUAUUAUUACUAUUGUUACUUACUUGGUGCUAUUUAAAGAAAUACAUUGUUUUUGGUGUCUUA
Messenger RNA from Rhopalosiphum padi (bird cherry-oat aphid), 1188 nucleotides. RefSeq names its product GTP:AMP phosphotransferase AK3, mitochondrial (gene Ak3). Gene Ontology annotation, cellular component: cytoplasm; mitochondrion. Lineage: Eukaryota; Metazoa; Arthropoda; Insecta; Hemiptera; Aphididae. Bases 337 to 1014 code for a protein of 225 amino acids. Gene Ontology annotation, molecular function: ATP binding; AMP kinase activity. The record is from RefSeq and is a predicted model, not a curated record. The transcript is spliced from 4 exons. Gene Ontology annotation, biological process: nucleobase-containing compound metabolic process.